GUGAAAUUAAAAAUAAAAUUAUAUAGUGCGCAAUAAGAUACAUAAUUUAAAAGUAUUAGUAUAAAAAUGAGUAAGCACAUGUAUUCAACCGCUAAUCUGACAGAUCAAGAAUUAAAAGAUCAGGGAAAUCGUAUGUUUAGUCAGCGAAAAUAUGAAGAUGCGGCCAAUUGUUACUCAAAGGCUAUUAUCAAAAAUCCAAAUAUGGCAACAUAUUUUACAAAUCGUGCUUUGUGUCACUUGAAACUUAAGAGAUGGGAUGCAUCUUGCCAGGACUGCAGACGUGCCUUGGAUAUGGACUCUAAUUUAAUAAAAGGACACUUUUUUCUCGGACAGGCUUUACUAGAAUUAGAAUUAUAUGACGAAGCAAUUAAGCAUUUACAAAGAGCAAACGAUUUGGCUAAAGAACAGAAGUUAAAUUUUGGUGAUGAUAUCGCUUCACAAAUUAGAUUAGCUAGGAAAAAGAGGUGGAAUGUUCAAGAAGAGAAGAGGAUUGCUCAGGAAAUAGAAUUACAGUCGUAUUUAAAUAGGUUAAUAAAAGAAGAUAUGGAAAACAAAAUACAACAAUUGAAAUCUGAAAAUAGAAAUAAUGAAGAAUAUAUUAGUCAAAUGUCUUCUGAAAUACAACAAAACUGUGAGAAUUAUGCAAGAGAAUUAAAUAAUUUAUUUGAAAAAGUUGAUGACAGAAGGAGGAAACGAGAAGUACCUGACUACUUAUGUGGCAAAAUCAGCUUUGAAAUUCUUAAUGAACCUGUUAUAACACCAAGUGGGAUUACAUAUGAAAGGAAAGAUAUUGAAGAACAUUUGCAAAGAGUUGGUCACUUUGAUCCUGUAACUAGAGUUAAACUCACACAAGAUCAACUCAUACCCAAUUUCACAAUGAAGGAAGUUGUCGAUUCAUUUUUACAGGAAAAUGAAUGGGCUAUUGACUACUAAAUAUUGUUAAACGAUUAUUGCUUUUUCAAAUGAAAAUAAUUAUUAUAAAAUAUCUAAUUUAGCCU
Messenger RNA from Ctenocephalides felis (cat flea), 998 nucleotides. RefSeq names its product E3 ubiquitin-protein ligase CHIP-like. Gene Ontology annotation, biological process: proteasome-mediated ubiquitin-dependent protein catabolic process; positive regulation of proteolysis; protein polyubiquitination. Gene Ontology annotation, molecular function: protein-folding chaperone binding; ubiquitin protein ligase activity. The transcript is spliced from 6 exons. The coding region runs from base 67 to 933 and encodes 288 amino acids. The record is from RefSeq and is a predicted model, not a curated record. Gene Ontology annotation, cellular component: cytoplasm; Z disc. NCBI's taxonomy places the organism in Eukaryota, Metazoa, Arthropoda, Insecta, Siphonaptera, Pulicidae.